Chaetomium strumarium is the source of this 4120-nucleotide messenger RNA. RefSeq names its product NUC185 domain-containing protein. Gene Ontology annotation, biological process: nuclear-transcribed mRNA catabolic process, 3'-5' exonucleolytic nonsense-mediated decay. The transcript has a single exon. Gene Ontology annotation, cellular component: Ski complex. Bases 99 to 3968 code for a protein of 1289 amino acids. The record is from RefSeq and is a predicted model, not a curated record. Gene Ontology annotation, molecular function: ATP binding; RNA binding; RNA helicase activity. Lineage: Eukaryota; Fungi; Ascomycota; Sordariomycetes; Sordariales; Chaetomiaceae.
AGCUCCCAUCUUCACCACUACACUCCGCGCAAAGUUUUCCUCUCCAUAGUUGAUCAUCAGUUUUCUUUCGCAGGCCGACCGGCCUUCAUCUGACCAUCAUGGCAUCAGAGCUCAGCGAGGCCAUGCAACGAUUGCAUCUAGGCGAUGACGCCUCCUUCGAUGCCAUCGAUGACAUACUAGACAGCACAGCACCCAGAGAGCCGCAGCAGCAAGAUGACCUCGACCAACUGCGCGUGGAGCUCGAGCAGAAAUACCUUUCCCCAUCGACCACGUUCUCCACCCAAUGGCUGGACAAGCUCCAGCAGCGCUGGGACGCGCCCGCCGACUACUCGCUCCUCUUCCGCAUCGCCCCGACCCAGUCCCGCACCGUCACGCGCUUCAUCCGCCACGGCCUCGAGGGCCGCGUCACCGGCUACCGCAACGUCACCGUCCCGGCGUCCCACGCCACCGCCAAGACGAGCACCUCGAUGCUGCGCAAGCCCGCCAGCCGGGCUGAGUUCGUGCGCGGCGCCGCUGGCUUCUUCCCCUUCGCGCCCGGCGGCCUGGACGGCAUCGAGUCGACGGCCGCUUUUGAGGAUCAGCUGCGGACGACGCAGGCUGCUGCUGCGGACGAAGUGGAUAGCAGGAAGAAGCUGGAGAAGGUCAUCAAGCUGGGCGAGGGCGGGCUGCUCGAGGUGGCCCCGGGCCUGAACCGGGGGAUUGACUUCAGCAAGAGGAGGAAGAUUGCCGAUGCUGAGAGCGAGCGGCAGGCCAAGGAAGUGGAGGAAGUGCUGGGCCAGGAACCGGAGGCCGCGCCUAAGGGGAGCGACGAGGAGGGCCAGCGGACGCCGUCCAGUGGCGAGGAAGCCGAGGAUGGGGGUGGACAGGAGGAGGCGGAGGACAUUGACGUCAUCCUUCCCGUCGAGUUCCCUGCGCUCGAGCCUCGCGGCACACUUGCCGCGUCCAGCGCUAGGCGGGCUGGGCGCGAGUGGGCUCACAUGGUCGACAUCAAGCGGGACAUACCCAACUUCCGGGAACUGGUACCCGAUAUGGCCAGGGAGUGGCCCUUCGAGCUGGACACGUUCCAGAAGGAGGCUAUCUACCACCUGGAGAACGGCGAUUCGGUGUUCGUCGCGGCCCAUACGUCGGCGGGCAAAACGGUCGUGGCAGAAUACGCCAUCGCCCUCGCCGCCAGACACAUGACCAAGGCCAUCUAUACCUCUCCGAUCAAGGCGCUGAGUAACCAAAAGUUCCGCGAUUUCAGGCAGACCUUCGAUGAAGUCGGCAUCUUGACGGGCGAUGUGCAGAUCAACCCGGAGGCUAGCUGCCUCAUCAUGACGACCGAGAUUCUACGGAGUAUGCUCUACCGCGGCGCCGACCUCAUCCGGGACGUCGAGUUCGUGAUUUUCGACGAGGUCCAUUACGUGAACGAUUACGAGCGCGGCGUGGUGUGGGAAGAGGUCAUCAUCAUGUUGCCCGAGCAUGUCUCUCUCAUCCUGCUUUCUGCGACCGUUCCAAACACGUACGAAUUCGCGUCUUGGGUUGGCCGGACGAAGCAGAAGGACAUCUAUGUCAUAUCGACGCCGAAGCGUCCUGUUCCCCUGGAGUACUACCUCUGGGCCAACAAGAACAUCUACAAGAUCGUCGAUUCGGACAAGAAGUUCAUCGAAAAGGGCUGGAAGGAUGCCAACGCCGCGAUCCAGAACAGGGAUAAGGCGAAGGCCAUUGGAGGGCCACCAGCAGGGCCAUCUCGCGGUAAUGGCAACCAAAGAGGAGGAGGCCGCGGCGGCGCACAGAGAGGCGCCAAUCAACAGCGUGGCGGCGGUAGAGGCGGCGGCCAGCAACGAGGAAGGGGCGGGCCGCCCCGCGCAAGCCACGCUCCGGGCCACAUGGGCCGGACAGGCAGGCCUGGCGGAUUCACGUCGGCUGCUCAGGACAAGAACCUCUGGGUGCAUCUGGUACAGUUCCUGAAGAAGCAGAACCUCCUUCCGGCCUGUAUCUUCGUCUUCUCUAAGAAGCGGUGCGAGGAGAACGCCGAUGCCCUCAGCAACCAGGACUUCUGCACCGCCAACGAGAAGAGCGCCAUCCACAUGAUCAUCGAGAAGUCGAUUGCGCGGCUGAAGCCAGAGGACCGGGUUCUGCCUCAGAUUAUUAGGUUGAGGGAGCUGCUGUCCCGCGGCAUUGCCGUUCAUCACGGCGGGUUGCUGCCCAUCGUGAAGGAGCUUGUGGAAAUCCUGUUCGCCCAGACCUUGGUGAAGGUUCUCUUCGCCACCGAGACCUUCGCCAUGGGGUUGAACCUUCCUACCAGGACUGUGGUGUUUUCCGGGUACAGGAAACACGACGGCCACCAGUUCCGGAACCUUCUGCCCGGAGAGUACACCCAGAUGGCCGGCAGAGCCGGACGACGUGGUCUUGAUACGGUCGGUACAGUCAUCAUUGUUCCGCCGGGAGGAGACGAGGCCCCUCCCGUGUCCGAUCUCCGGCAGAUGAUGCUCGGCGAGCCUAGCAAGCUCCGGUCGCAGUUCCGGCUGACGUACAACAUGAUCCUCAACCUCCUCCGCGUCGAGGCCCUCAAGAUCGAGGAAAUGAUUAAGCGUAGUUUCUCCGAGCACGCCACUCAGCAGCUCUUGCCGGAGCAUGAGAAGGCAGUCAAGCUUUCGGAGGCGGAUCUGGCCAAGGUCAAGAGAGACGCGUGCCCGGUCUGCGAUGUCCACAUGGACGAGUGCCACCAGGCUGGAGAGGACUUCAAGCAAUUGACGGAGGAAUUGUAUCGCAUGUUGCUGGUCAACCCUCUGGGUCGCAAGAUGUUCUCGCCGGGCCGACUUGUUGUAUGGAUGAAGGAAGGCGUCCGCACGGCCGGCAUUCUCCUCGCCGAGGGCGCCAGCGUCAAGAGCAGUGCUACGAACCCGACACUACAUGUUCUCGAAAUCAGGACCAACCGAGAGGUCCGCAACGACACGGAUAUCCUCCCCUUUGUGGGGCCGUUUAGGAAACACCUGACGCCGCUACCACAGGCCAGGAAGCACAUCUCAACCAAGACACUGCACGUGCCGAUCAGCGACCUCGUUUGCCUCACCAAGUACGUCACCCGGGGUGUCCUGCCGGAUAUCUUUGGCGGAGACGGUUACCAGCAGGCGAAGGAUAAACUGCACCAGAUCUGCCGAUCGUGGAACCUGGACCACUGGGACGAAGCCGACUUCGGCCGGAUCAAAAAUCUGGCGGUCCACGACAUCAUCAACAAGCGGCGCGAGGCCGAGAUCAAGGUGAUCAAGUCCCCGGCGGCCAAGUGCAACGCCUUUCUGAAGCACUACGCCAUGUGCCACGACCAGUGGCUGAUCAAGACGCACAUCGAACAACUGCGGCAGACGCUCUCGGAGCAGAACCUCCAACUGCUGCCCGACUACGAGCAGCGCAUCCAGGUGCUCAAGGACCUCUCCUUCAUCGACGACGCCAGCCGCAUCCAGCUCAAGGGCAAGGUCGCCUGCGAGAUCCACUCGAGCGACGAGCUGGUCCUGACCGAGCUGAUCCUAGAGAACGUGCUGGCCGACUACGAGCCCGCCGAGAUCGCCGCGCUGCUGUCGGCCUUUGUGUUCCAGGAGAAGACCGAGUCGGUCCCGCGCCUGACGGCCAACCUCGAGCGCGGCAUGAAGACCAUCGUCGACAUCUCGGAGAAGGUCAACGGCGUGCAGACGCUGCACCAGGUCAUCCAGACGAGCGACGAGAGCAACGACUUCGUGUCGAAGCCGCGCUUCGGCCUCAUGGAGGUCGUUUACGAGUGGGCGCGCGGCAUGAGCUUCAAGAACAUCACCGACCUGACCGACGUGCUGGAGGGCACCAUUGUGCGCACCAUCACCAGGCUGGACGAGACGUGCCGCGAGGUGAAGAAUGCCGCGCGCAUCAUCGGCGAUCCGGGCCUGUAUCAGAAGAUGGCCGCCGCGCAGGAGUUGAUUCGCCGGGAUAUUACCGCCGUGGCGAGCUUGUACAUGUAAAAACGUCGAGAUUUCUCAUCAUGGCAUGGGUACGGUACUAGUACCUGUAAGCUAGUUACCUUACUCGGUUUCGGGAGUUUUUACGGCAGAAGUUGAUUGUUGGGAUAGAUACUUGUGGUGCUGUUAUGACGGAUACACCAUAUGACCAUGAC